Molecule: messenger RNA, 2992 nt
Organism: Sebastes umbrosus (honeycomb rockfish)
Lineage: Eukaryota; Metazoa; Chordata; Actinopteri; Perciformes; Sebastidae
Product: C-C chemokine receptor type 3-like
Exons: 3
Coding region: 233-1252 (339 amino acids)
Biological process (GO): immune response; G protein-coupled receptor signaling pathway; chemotaxis
Cellular component (GO): membrane
Molecular function (GO): chemokine receptor activity
Source: RefSeq, a predicted model, not a curated record
AAUCCCUCCCCCUUAUACACACUCGCACACACACACUUCUGUGGAACAUCCUUCCCCAAGCUGAAUGACUUAUCAUGGAGUGACUUGAACUCACUGUGAGUCAGACAGCUGGCCUUCAGAGUCAGACAACAAGCCGAUCUCUGCUGGCCAGGCGGUAAGUCAGCUCAGCUUAUCAUGAUCUGCAUUUCCUGUGCUCUUUGCCGUUAAGAUUUUCCCGCUAUUUGAGAAGAAGAUGGAAACUACAACAUAUGAUUAUGAAUACAGUAGUGACUCGUUCACAGCGGCUGAACCAUGUGAGGUGGAGCGCGUCAACUAUCUGGGAGCUCAGCUAUCCACCCUCUACUACUUUAUGUUUCUCUUCAGUCUCUUUAGCAACGGGCUGGUCCUGAUCAUCAUCCAUCGGUUUGAGAAGCUGAACACUGUGACCAACAUCUUGCUGCUGAACCUGGUGUUGUCCUCCCUGAUCUUCAUGAGCAGCCUUCCCUUCAUAGGAGUCUACACCCAGGUCUCCAACUGGGUGUUCGGCAAGGUCAUGUGCAAGAUUGUUGGCACCGUCUACUAUCUGGGCUUCUACAGCUCUGUCCUCUUUCUAACUCUUUUGACCUUCGACCGACACCUUGCAGUUGUUUACUCCUUGGGCGUGUCGCGAUUAAGGAGUCGAAGGUAUGCGGUAGCCUCCUGCGCUGUGGUGUGGCUGGUCAGCGGCCUGGCGUGCAUCAGGCCGAUGAUUCUCCACACCAGUUUUAAAUAUUUAGAUAACACAACGUACUGUCAGGAGUAUCCUGGUGACAUACCUUCUAUUAAUGUGGAACAGCUGAGAACAGCUGGAUUUUACCUUCAGCUCAUCCUUUUCUUAAUCUUUCCGCUGGUUGUUAUUAUCUACUGCUAUGCAAGGAUUACUAUCACUGUCAUGUCAUCCAAGAUUGUUACCAAGUUCAAGACAGUCAGGUUAAUAUUUGUCAUUGUCCUGAUGUUUUUUAUGUGCUGGACCCCAUUCAACAUUGUAAUGCUGAUGGAAGACGAAGCCACUACCUGUGAGGGAAAGGAGAGAAUGGCUUAUGCUCGUGAAGUCACUCGUGUCAUGGCCUACACUUACUUUUGCAUCAGCCCCCUCUUCUACACAUUUGUUGGGAAAAAGUUCCAGAACUAUUUCAGACAAAUGCUGGUGAAACGUUUCCCGGGGUUAGAGAAGCAUGUUUCUGUCCGUCAACACAGCAAAACCAAUUUGUCCACAAAAAGUACAAGAAAUUAGGUUUAGGAAUGGGAAGCCCUUUGUUUCCCAGGACUGCCUUGUGUUCAACAAACCACUGGCUAAAAACAUACUGGUACCGAUCAAUAUCUACUCUUUGGUUAGCUAUGUUACGGAUUUCACCCUUCUCAUGCCGAUGACCUUUUAUGAAUGUCGAUUGUCCAAGUCCAGUCCAAAUUGAAGCUCCUGUCACCUCUUUAUUUGCCAUCAUGGCACAAAUAAUUAUUGUUAAAUGUAGACUAGAGAGGUAGGCUAAGUUUAGCUGAGCUAACAGAAAAGAUGAUUCCCCACAGAAAAAAACAUGUCUCAUCCCUACUCGUCACAUACCGCCCCAUGGCGUCAGCUCCAUGGCCCCCUUUUUUUCACUCUUUAAAGUACGUCACCACACUCCGGGCACACUUUAUCAGAGCGUUUACUGUUGCCAUGGAUGGGUUUACAUUGUAGUUAAUGAAACGCCCAGUGCGUUUCACAUCAGCGCUUAGGGGUGCCUUGUGUGGCAGUACCGAACAACAAUGGCCAUGACGAAGCCUGACGCUCUGGGAAUGAGAACUCCAGCUCUGUAUAUACAAAUCUUUGUGCCUUUUGAAGACUUAGGGAAAUGUUUCCCUUCCUAAACUGUUCAAGCAUCAUUGCUCCAGUGAUUUGCAAGGCUUGAUCUUGUUUGGCUUUUCCAUUGCAGUAGUUCAUUUACAAACUGGUUUUAGUGUUUUUCGUCCCUCUAGUAGCCAGAAGUUGAUUAAUGGAGCUCAAAAUUCAACGAGCGUUUUCCUACGAAUGUCCAGCAACACAAGCGAUCCAUGCGCCAUAGCAAGCCCAUGCGCCAUUUAGGCAACAAAACUACUUGGUUAGGUUUAGGAACAGAUUGUGGUUUGGGUUAAAAUAACUACGGAAGUUACGUGAUAAAUAAGUCAAGGUUGACUUCUGGGUUUCACUUGGGACAUGAACAGUGGUCUCCACCUGAACCUCCUCCCUACGCCGACUCGGUAUGCUACGUCACCUGUCCUGGCUCACAAUUACUUGCAUUACAUAUGAACGUGGGUUAUAUACAAAAUGUAGUGCAUUACUUUUCGUAGGCAUAGCUACGAACAGUGUAUGAUAACAGCCUGCUAAAUUGAAUGUAUGUGUGGAGCUGUAAGAACAUUGAUAGGGGGGAUCUGUAAACCCGUGGGUUACGCUCAGUGGCAACAUUUCUACAACAUCUGCGCAUGGCAGCUAUGAUGUAGAUAAGGUCAAGAAAAUAUUGUGGUUAUGGCAAAUAACCUAAAAGUAAGGUAUGGUUGAGUUUAGGCUUAAACACUUUGUUGAUUGCUGGAAUAUUUCGGGACAUGCACUCCUGAUGCUAUUCACGCCGAUUCACCACCACAAAAGGGCGCACUCACUUCUUCUUGCGCUGGCCCUGAAUGUUUGCACUUGCACAGACGAUUCGCUGCAGAUUUGUUCAGCAUGAAUGUAAUUAUUAAGGGUUAUUGGCCCUACAACUGUAUCAAAAGUUAAAUUGGAUUUAUAGAUCUGCCAUAGCUACGAGUCUCCAUAGAGUGCUGCAGGAAUGAGUCCUAAAACCCAGAAAUGAGUUAGAUACCUGAAAUAAGGUUUAUGGUUAACACAAGGUGAAGAGAAUUAAACGUUUUGUUCUACGACAUAAAAUACACCAAUAAAUACCUAACUCGUGAAUUUUGAAGACUUUGUGUUGUAAAAAAUGCUAACAAGUGACUAAAUGAAAUUACUAAAUGUCAUCACACCAAC